Molecule: messenger RNA, 2196 nt
Organism: Ipomoea nil (Japanese morning glory)
Lineage: Eukaryota; Viridiplantae; Streptophyta; Magnoliopsida; Solanales; Convolvulaceae
Product: ankyrin repeat-containing protein NPR4-like
Exons: 7
Coding region: 70-2133 (687 amino acids)
Molecular function (GO): protein binding
Source: RefSeq, a predicted model, not a curated record
CUAGGAAUCUCGACGACAUUGUCUUGCAGCUUGAAAUUUUCUAAGUGAUCCAAUUGAAAAGAAGGCGGCAUGGAUGGUUUGCAGAGAACGUUGAAACUUGAACGCACCCUUUCAAUUCAAUCUUGUUUUCCCCGAAGAACCUCAAACCCGACAUCUAAUGAAAGCAGCGAAGUAUACAACUCAAUCUCAACGGCGGAGCAUGUUAUUUCACUCCAACAGACUACCCACCAUGACCACACCCAAUCCAAAGCCGCUGCAGCAGCGGCGCCGCCGUCAUCCAAUCCCCUCCGAGACGAGACUGCCAGGCCCGCCGCCGCUUCUUUCCCUGCUAGACCAAGGACACAAUCUGCAAACCUUGCCAUGUACAUUCCACUAUACCAAGCUGCGCUCAAGGGUGAUUGGGAAAAAGCUAAUGAAUUCAUCAGUCUGCACCCAGAUGCAAUUACUGCCAGGAUCUCCAAAGGGUGGGAAACAGCUCUUCACAUUGCUGCUGGAGCCAACCACAUUCACUUUGUGGAAGAGUUGGUGGAGCUUAUGGAUCCAAUGGACUUGGCAUUGAGAAACAAGCAUGAUAACACAGCCCUUUGUUUCGCCGCUGCGUCUGGAAUAACACGAAUCGCGGAGACUAUGGUGAUAAAGAACACAGAUUUGCCAGUGGUGAGGGGCAGCAAGGGAGUCACACCUCUUCACAUGGCUGCAUUGUUAGGCCACAGGGAGAUGGUGUGGUAUCUUUAUUCUGUUACUGAUAGCCAGUGUCUCAAUAAAGAGGAUUAUGUUGGCCUUCUUAUUGCGACCAUCAAUUCUGAUCUGCUUGAUGUCACUCUGCAUAUUCUCAUGCAGAAGCCUGGGCUGGCGAUUGAGCGCGAUCCAAAUGGGGAGACAGUACUCCAUAUCUUAGCAAGAAAGCCUUCAGCAUUUUCUGGCAAACAUGGGCUUGGACUCUGGCAGAAGUGGAUGUACACAAUUACAGGUAUUUCUGUCCAUCCUCAGAGCAAAUUCAGCCACAGCUCCCAUGACAACAAGUACAUUGAAGCUCAUCCAUUCCAUACUAGACUACUUGGGUAUCUGCAAGAAUUAUUUGGAGUGGCAGAUAUGAAGAAAAGAAAGUUAAUGUGCAUGGAAGCACUUGAGUUGUUUCAUUGCUCAUGGGAACAAGCGGUUUUGUUGAGCCGCUCACAACUUGGGGACUUGCUCAAAACUCCUUUCAAUCCAUUGUUCGUCGCAGCAGAAUUAGGGAACAUUCAGUUUGUUGUGCAGCUCAUUCGCUCGUAUCCUGAUCUAAUAUGGAAGGUGAAUGAGCAAAGCCAAAGUGUUUUCCACAUUGCUGUGGUUCACCGUCAGGAAAACAUCUUUAGACUCAUCUACAACAUAGGAGCGCACAAGGAUAUAAUCGCGUCAUAUCUAAGUACUGACAACGAGAACAUGUUACACUUGGCUGCAAAAAUCGCCCCUUCAAAUCGACUUAACAUUGUCUCAGGGGCUGCACUCCAGAUGCAACGCGAGUUGCUGUGGUUUAAGGAAGUGGAGAAAAUUGUGCAGCCAUCGUACAAGGAGAUGAAAGAUUCAGGAGGGCAAACACCACGGAUGUUGUUCACCGAGCAACACAAAAGUUUAGUCAAACAAGGAGAAAAGUGGAUGAAGGACACUGCAUCAUCAUGCAUGCUUGUUGCUACCCUGAUUACAACAAUCAUGUUUGCAGCAAUCCUUACAGUUCCAGGAGGGAAUAACAACGAGACAGGGAACCCGAUUUUCCUCCAAGACAAGUUGUUUGUUGCUUUCGCAGUAUCAGAUGCCAUCGCCCUGUUUUCUUCGGUCACUUCUAUACUGAUGUUCUUGUCCAUCCUAACGUCACGCUAUGCUGAAGAAGAUUUCGUGAGUACAUUGCCAAAGAGGUUGGUUUUCGGGCUUGCAACGCUCUUCCUCUCCAUAACAGCAAUGCUGGUGGCAUUUGGCUCAAGCUUUUCGAUUGUACUAAGGAGACAGUUAGCAUGGGUUGUGUUGCCAGUUGAAUUAGUUGCCUGCCUUCCUGUAACAUUGUUUGCAUUUCUGCAAUUCCCUCUGUUGGCUGAUACCAUUCGUUCUACUUAUGGGUCAGGGAUGUUCACUCUUACACAAAAGGAUAUGCUAUAUUGAUAUAAUUGUACUGUAUAUGUAAUCUUCAUAGGUUAGUCAAAGUUACAACCUUUUUCUUCUCUU